This is a messenger RNA of Aureobasidium melanogenum CBS 110374, 2835 nucleotides long. RefSeq lists its product as uncharacterized. Lineage: Eukaryota; Fungi; Ascomycota; Dothideomycetes; Dothideales; Saccotheciaceae. The transcript is spliced from 2 exons. The annotation marks the transcript as partial. The record is from RefSeq and is a predicted model, not a curated record.
AACACCGAUCCAAAGACUUCACAGGCACCACAAAAUAGCAAAAGUAAAACUCCAUCGAGCACGGCAUAUGGUCACACACCGGGCGUUUUGGGCCUGCAUGGCUGGCACUCACCGCAAGCUCACAUGUUCGUUUCGUCGCCGGCUUCUGUGGGCAGCAUCUCAACCAUCACUCACCCAGCACGUGCCAACACAUCACCGCCGAACGCCUCCGGUCAGAACAGGCCUACUGUCGGCUCUCCUGAAGUACGUCUUUCGAACAGAACGUCAGGCUCUCCUCUGAAAGUCCGCAAAACACGUGAAAAUCUACGGACUGGAUUCAUCGAUGAUGCUGCCUCCACAAGCGGACAUUCUGUCCAUGAUCUUGCCCAAAACAAAUACUCCUGUGCCCAGCCGCUUCGCGAGAUCCAGAACACUGUACACGAUGAGACUUCCAGGCCUUCAUCAAGAAACAAUCGCUUCAGUUGGGAGUCUGAUACUCUCCACCUCACAACGGUCAUUGAGCGCUCUCCUGCCAAGCCUACCUCAUCUCAAACCGAGAAGACCGAGUCGAAAUCUGCUCCUUCAUUGUCUCGCAAGCUUUCUGUGCGCAAGAGGGUGGUGUCAAGAGUUCGAGAAGGCCUGCUGAGCCGUUCCAAAAGUUCUUCAAAAGUGCCAGUGAGAGUUGACGAUGAUAUCGCCAUCAGUCGAUCUGCCUCAGAGCAUGGAAGAUUCAUAGAAAUCACGCCCAAAGAACUUUCUCAAGAUAUGGAAGAAAGAACAAUUGCUUCGCAUAAUCUUGCUUCUGGCUCAGUGCAGAGCUCUGUCUCAACGGUUUCGCUUUUGGGAGAUACCAGCCUGACAAUAGAAAUCUCACCUUCCCCUGAGGUUGCUAUCAAAAGCAUUCUGCCUGGAAGCGACGGCAGUUUCCCAAGCCCAUCUCAAGCACCAAAGCCAAGUCCUUCACCGUCACCAGAAAAGACCCCUCGUCCAAGGAGAUUCGCACGAUCGUCUCAGACUCACUUUGGAACCAAUACAAAACCUCCCUCAAUGCUCCACGUCAAUCUUUCUGUCAAGCCUGCAUGGGAAACCUUGGACGUGGCCGACGACGCGACCAUGUGGGCUAUGAUUAAGGCUGAAGCAGGCCUCGUCAGCGAUCCCUCACCCACAGGAGGCAUAGGCAAUGGCAAUAUCCAUCGCUCGGCAUCCCAGAAGCCUCUCAAUAUCAUCGUUAUAGUUGACAACUCAUCAUUUGCUUCCCCGUUGGCUCUGCAGAGUAUAUCCGAAUUUACCCGGUGCGUUUGCAGUCUACUACAGGAUCACCGUGAUCGUCUCGCAGUGUUCUGUACCUCUUGCUCUCACGAAAAAUGCUCGGAUGCUAGGUCAGGCUGUCAGCUACAUGCUCUGCAAAAGCCGGAUGCAUCGUCACUGUCAAGCCAGGUGGCAAAGCUAGAGUCUAGCAAGGCAACGCCACAUUCCUCGGCCGCAAGGUUGUAUGACUUGGUUCAGGAUGUCCUAGCGUCAGUAGCCGAUGUAGAAGAGGGUUUGGACAUCACACUCACACAUGCAAUUGUGUUGUCCCCGCUUCCGCACAGAUGUGCAUCAAUCCUUCGCGAAUCCGUGUCGUGGCCAGUCCAUCAAGUCCAGAUCGGCUACGCCUACGAACCGCCAUCUCCUCGCGAGCAAGUUACGACAGGUGGCUGGUGCUUCGAAUGGGAACCAGCUCACGACACCAUUCUGCAAGCUCUUAUCCAAUCAGCGCGUGAACUAUCACAUCUGCAAGAGCUUUCACACGUCAAAGUGUCUGUCAAUUCGACCGAGCCGUGUCGCGUGGAAAAGCUCCUUACGCCUCACCGGAAAGCGACACUACAUCCAGGUCAAUGUACAACUUUGUUCGCGAAGGUGCUCAUCCCUUCGGUCAAUCAUCGGCGAAGUGCAGACCCAGCCUCGGUUGAGGGCCUCCUGAGUGAGCUUCACCAGACGCUCGGCAUAGGCAGAAGUGAACUUUUCAAGGCGGAAGUGCGAUACCGACACUCUCUUCUUCCUCGGGACACAGAAUUGCGAAUUGAGCAGACAUGUGAGUUGAUCCGCACGAACAGAAACAGCCAAUGGGGUGCGAUCCAUGAAGAGGAAGACGAGCAUGGCGUGGAUAUCGAGAUAGAGAAGGCCAGAUUUGCUGCAAGAAACUAUCCCCCGGACGUUGCAAUCAGGAUCUUGCAAAAGAAAUUUGGCAAGUUCUGGUCCGGCAAUGACGGGCCACCAGUCUUGCAUCGUUUGCGUGGAGAACUUGAGUUUCAAAAGAAAGUUUGCACGGAGAUGCCCAAGGGCGUAGUACAGUCGUCUACAGCAGCCACACAACAUCAAGAUGCGAAGAGCACGCGCCGAACCACGUUACAUCUUGCCGAUACUGAGGCUCUGCAGGUCUUCAACACAGCCCCUUCAACACCAACGCCUGAUGAGGGCGAUCCAAACAUAGAAAUGCUUGUCGCCGACCGGCACUCCGACCACGAACAGAGGCUGGACGAUCUCGUGGUACAAGAUGAGGCUCGGCGGAUUUGGCGGCAUAUGCGACGCAAUAGCCGGACUACGUCAGGGAUUUCAGGUGCAUCGGACGCAAGUAGCCGGGCUUGCUCAGGCGUACCGCAGCAAGAACAACAACUCCAGCGGCGCGGAUCACAGGAGAGCAUUGUGAACCGGAUGGCUGCGGUGGACACUCGUAUCAACGAGAUUCGCCUUAAAGCUAUUCAGAACAAACGCAGUGUCGGUGCCGAGACGCUACGGGAGUUCAGCAUGAUGCAUCAGCAGGAUGAUGGAGGACCAGAUGACUUGCGAGACGAGAAUCGUAUGUAUUGGCUCUGA